AUGAGACAAAGCGGGAGAGCACUGAGACAAUUCACUUUGAGUAAAGGGAAGUCCGCUGGGAGGAAUUCCUCUGGGCGAAUGACGGUUUUUCACCGAGGGGGUGGAUCGAAGCGAUUGCUGCGAAGAAUUGAUCUGAAACGAAGCACUUCGUCUAUGGGCAUUGUAGAAAGGAUCGAAUAUGACCCUAAUCGCUCUUCUCGGAUCGCUCUAGUACGAUGGAUCGAGGGGGUGCUGCUACGCCGAAAGAGGAGAUGCAACACGAUAGAAGAGAAAGCUCCGCCGCGUCAGAUCCUCGAACUGACCACGGCCACCAUCUGCGGCCUUUUUUCGUUCUCUUCCCUGCCCGGGAAAGUGGAUCAAAGAAAGGUAGCUUGCUUCUAUCCUGAACGGAUGGAGGCUGAUGGUUUGGUCGGCCUUCCACCCAUCAUGCCUCCUUGGUCGAAGAGCCAAGUCAGCGCUGGAAGCAAAAAAAGGAAGGACGUUUUCUUCUCUGCCCUCUCCUCUCCAAAGGCCAAGGGAGAGACUGCAACUUCCCUUUCCUUCGGUAGCUCUUUUGGUUUCCCAAGGAUAGCGGUAGCUGGGGCAAAGCCCGCUUUCUUCGCUCCGCGAAUGAGAGAGAUCUUGAGAGGAAAAAACACGUUCUCUCUUUUCGAGGUCCGAAAGUGGAGAACGCAUAGCGUUCUCUGGGCGCAUAGGAUCAAACGUAAAGCAGCGCUUUCUUGGCAGAGUUCUCGGCGGCAAGACACUUUAGGGCUUGUUGGAGCUGCUGAGCAUAACGAAUCGAAGCCGAAGGCGGAUCAAGGUAGCUUGCUCCCAAGCAAAGUGCUUGCUUACGCUUUAUGUAGUGGUCGGCCUUCCUACCAUCAUGCCUCUAGAAGCUUCUACAAAGCUUUGCUUACGGUAGAAGCUAGUCACUUCGGUAGCUUGCCUGCCAAACCGAUAGGCGAAGGGCCGAAGGAUGGAGCGUGCAAAGUCGAUCGUGUACCUGUCACUUAUAUAUUAGCCAGUCAUCAAUUGGAAGCGGGCAAGAUGGUUAUGAAUUUAGAUUGGUCCAAACCUUCGACCAGUGGCUUCUUGCGACCCGCCCAUCAUGCCCAUCAAACCCUGAGGUUCCAAGACCUUGUUCGCACUGCGAAUCAGGGCCGAGUUGAAGGGGGCAGUCAGCAGGCUGCUUCUGGGCCACGCCCCCUGCUUAUGAGAUACGAUAUACUUGAUCUUCAUUAUCAAGUAGGAAAUUGCAUACCAUUAGCCGAUAUAUGUAUAGGAACAUGGGUACAUGAUAUUGAAUGUCAUCCAGGUCAAGGCGCAAAGCUGGCUCGAGCUGCAGGAACUUUUGCUAAAAUCAUGAAGGAACCAGCACCACAAUGUCUUGUGCGGCUACCUUCGGGUGUUGAAAAACUCAUGGAUUCCCGAUGCCGAGCUACUAUUGGUAUAGUUUCCAAUCCCAACCAUGGUGCACGUAAGCUUAGAAAAGCAGGACAAAGCCGGUGGUUAGGCAGACGCCCAAUUGUUCGUGGUGUUGCAAUGAAUCCAGUGGAUCAUCCUCAUGGAGGAGGUGAGGGGCGCACGAAAGGAGGUAGACCUUCGGUGUCACCUUGGGGGAAGCCCACCAAAGCAGGAUUUCGGACCGUAGUGGGGAAACGCAGAAAUUAG
Messenger RNA from Nymphaea colorata (pocket water lily), 1653 nucleotides. The record is from the annotation of a RefSeq genome assembly. NCBI's taxonomy places the organism in Eukaryota, Viridiplantae, Streptophyta, Magnoliopsida, Nymphaeales, Nymphaeaceae.